AUGUCCCAAACAUCAUCAUACACAAGUGACAAUGCUAGAUAUGAAGCUUACCAAUUCUCAGACCCUUUUGCUACUGCCUCUUUUGUGUGUUGUAACAAGAAGUUGAACAAGGUGUGUCGUCCAAACUGUGACCAUUAUCCGAAAGUUACCUCAAAGGAAGAUGUGUCAUUUUUAUUUGAUGCCAACCAAGCUGCUUCAAUUGGAUUCGAACCUUGUGAACACUGUGAUCCUUGCAAUCCAAACUCUCAAUUAGAUUUGCCAUUGAUCAAGAUCACUAUAGAGUCUAUCAACUAUUCCAUUGGUUUCACAAAUGAUGCUAACGAAUUAAAGAGACGUGCCUUCAGUGUUCCAUCAAUAAAUACAAACAAUGGUCACUAUGACCGUCAAUUGACUAGAAAUGAAUCUGAACACAUCAAGUUGGUUGAAUUGGCUUGUCGUCAUAUUGCUGCUGCAGCUGCUCUUUCGAUUUCAAAACAAAGUGAAGAAUCUGCUCAAGGUGGUAAGAAGAAGAGAAGAGGUGGUGUUUUAGGUUUCAAAGAAUUGGCUUCAAAGUCAAAAUUAUCACCAUGGCAUUUCCAUCGUGUGUUCAAAUCUGUUACUGGUUUGACACCAAAGAGCUAUGGUGACCAAUGUUGGAAGUUUAUUAAAGAUCAU
This is a messenger RNA of Hansenula anomala, 654 nucleotides long. RefSeq lists its product as uncharacterized. The transcript has a single exon. Lineage: Eukaryota; Fungi; Ascomycota; Saccharomycetes; Phaffomycetales; Wickerhamomycetaceae. The record is from RefSeq and is a predicted model, not a curated record. The annotation marks the transcript as partial. Gene Ontology annotation, biological process: DNA repair; regulation of DNA-templated transcription. Gene Ontology annotation, molecular function: zinc ion binding; DNA binding; methyltransferase activity.